CGUUAUUGACAUACCGGUACCCAAGCCGGGAGCCUGGAAGGAGCGCAGUUCGAUAGUUUUGCGGUAACGGGCGCCAUGCGAGCGCUCGGUUUCGCGCCAAAUAGUGCAUGCGCACAGGCGCGGCCCAUGCGCCUUCACAUAGACGCCGCGCAACUUAAGUCAUCAUGCGGUGGACGAUCUGCGCUCUUUGUCGGACAGAGGAGCAACACCCGCACGUCAGCGAAUGCCGCGCCUGGCCACAUCACCAUGUGCAUGUCGGGGUCGCGCGCUGCUGGCCCGUCGCCGCUUGGCUCGCUCGCGGGCGGGCUCGUGAACCCGGUGAGGGUGAAUCCCAACACCACCGGUGGCAGCGCCGCCUCGCUUACCGCGGGAGGCAAGAUCGCCCCCUGGGGCUGGCGCAUGGCGUGUGCCACCCCGCCGCGUGCGGUGGUGGUUGCAGCUGCGGCGGCGGGCGGAGGGCCUGGCGGCAGCGGGGGCAGCUCUGCCAGGAAGAGCGGCAGUCAGCGAGCACAGCCCUCGCCUGCGCAGAUCGAUGCCCACGCGGAAAAAUUGCAGCAGGCUCUAGAGGCCGUGCUUGUACAGUCGGGCAUGCCCCCUCGUGAGCCCAUCGUGUUUAACACGAGUGUGCGGAAGCACACCUACGGGUUGCGGACCCAGACCGCCGCCCGCAGGCUGCAGGCGCUGCUUGACGCCUUCGAGACACCCGCCGAGUGCACCCUGAUUGUGAAAGCCGUUCUAAAGAGGCCAUACAAGCUGCUGCUCUCGAAGCCAGACACGGUGAGGCGCAAGGUGGAGGCACUGGCAGGCCUGCUGCAGCCGUUGCAGGAGGCAAGAGAGGGAGCAGCAGCGGCGGGCGGCGGCGGUGGCGGGCCGAGUGCACGGUUGCUGGCGUUAAAGCUGGCGGCGGCACAGCCAGACGUGCUGGCGGCACGGACGUCAAAGCUGGCGACGAAUCUGAAGACGCUUCAGGUGCUGAUCGAAAGGGACCCAGUGUACGUGCUGCGCAUGGUGCUCCUGGGGGGCCGGCUGCUGUUCUGCUCUGAGAAGUUGCUGUCGGAGAAGGCGCAGCUGCUUAAAGCUGCGGCGGCAAACAACGGCAGGUGGGAUGCGGAGCUGCGGGACGCGAAGCCCUAUCGCAUGGCUGCGCUGCUGGCGCACGGGCAGGACCGCCUGCGCCGCCUGCACUCCAUCACCCAGCGCGGGCAGCGGCGCCAGCGCCCAAUGUUCGUCCUCGUCCAGGCCCCGGAGGCCAAGUUCAAACAGCUGUACCCGGGUGACACCAACGCCUAGCUCCAACAGCCGCAGGACGGGGCAGCUGCUGCCAGCUGCUGCCAGCUGCGUCUGGAUGGUGGCGGCGGCAAGCGGCCGCGGCUGCUAGCUAGCGGCGGGACGUGUUGCGUGCAGCACUUCUAGCGGCAGCCCUGGUGGCGGCAGCAGCGGUGCGUGGCGGCUGGUGACGUUGAACACGACAAACUGCUGGCGCCUGGCAGCGGCGGCGGUGGUGGUGAAGGCGUGUUUAUAGGCCGUGAAGGGCAGCGGCAGCCAACCCCAUCUGCGGCCGCGGCGUGCUGUCUUAUGAGGUGCAGUUGCUGGUGGGUGCUUGGGUGGGGGUCGGUGGAGUUGCAUUUAUUGCAGGUGGUUUGUGGCGGUUCAGCAGUGCGUAAGGGCGCGCGUACGUAAUCGACUUGACUUCAGUGCAUAGUGCGGCGGCGGCGGCGGCGGCGGCUACCUCCGCUGGGGACGUGCGCGGGGCCGGUAGGAGUGAAGGCCCCGUGUAUCGAGUCUGUGCAGUAGAAGCGGGGCUGAUGCUUUUUGCUUGACGCUUGACAUGAUCACGCACGUGAUAUGUGUAGUGUGGCUUGUUGUGGCGUGUGUUGUCAGGAGGCCAGUUAGGCGGGCCCAAGUCGGGCCCCGGGCCCCACGCCCUGCGUAUCUACUUCCGUACGUACACGUACGGCCGCACAGGCAUUGCCGCGCAUGCGUGUGGGGAGAGGCUAUCUAGGUAGCUAGGGGAGGGAGCGGCGGGGCUGUGCGUGUGCCGGCCAGGGAACUGAGGGAAGGGGGCCUGCCCAGUGGGGCCUGCCCUGGAUGAAGCAGGUAGGGGAGAGUAUCACAAGACACAAGUAGCCCCCUGCCACAGGUCAGGACAGGAGGCAUAAGUGCCUGCGGUUCCAUCCGCAAGGCAACAGAUUACGGGAAGCCAACGUCAAGGCCUCGAGGGCACAGGUGCCGUGUUGGUGUGUAGGCGGCACGUCUUAGUAGAAUAGCCUGGGUGUUGCAAGGCUAGGGGUGCGGCGGCGAGGUGGAGGGAGGGCCGCAGGGGCCAUGAUGGGGCGGGGUCCGUUGGCCGUUGCGUGCGAUGUAACGGACCUCAGUUGGGGUUCAGUUGCGUCCCCAGCUAGCGACAUAUGCUUGCGUCUGUCACUGUAAUUGACUGAUCAU
Messenger RNA from Chlamydomonas reinhardtii, 2442 nucleotides. RefSeq lists its product as uncharacterized. NCBI's taxonomy places the organism in Eukaryota, Viridiplantae, Chlorophyta, Chlorophyceae, Chlamydomonadales, Chlamydomonadaceae. The transcript has 5 exons. The record is from RefSeq and is a predicted model, not a curated record. The coding region runs from base 247 to 1290 and encodes 347 amino acids.